UUGAACUUCAUCUUCAUAUUCAAGUUUAUAUAUUUUUUAUAAUUACUUAUAAUAUCACUAUCAUUUCAUAAUUAAUUAACGAAUCCAAUGGAAAUAGCUGCUAAUCCAAUUCCUCUUCUUACUCCUUACAAGAUGGGCAAAUUUAAUCUAGCUCAUAGAGUAGUUUUGGCACCGUUGACCAGAUCUAGAUCCUAUAACAAUACACCACAACCUCAUGCUGUCCUCUAUUAUUCUCAAAGAGCCUCUAAUGGAGGUUUUCUAAUAUCAGAAGCUACAUGCAUUUCUGAAACUGCUAGAGGGUAUCCAAACACACCAGGUUUAUGGACAAAAGAGCAAGUCGAAGCAUGGAAACCCAUCGUGGAUGUUGUUCAUGCCAAAGGCGGUAUAUUCUUCUGUCAAAUUUGGCAUGUUGGAAGAGUUUCUGAUUCUGGUUAUCAGCCAAAUGGGCAAGCACCGGUAUCUUCAACAGACAAGCUACUCGCACCACAAAUUGGAGGUGAUGAUAUUGUAAUGUCCCAGUUCACACAACCAAGGAGGCUAAGAACAGAAGAAAUUCCUAAUAUUGUCAAUGACUUUAGACUUGCUGCAAGAAAUGCCAUUGAAGCUGGUUUUGAUGGGGUUGAAAUCCAUGGAGGUCAUGGCUACCUACUUGAGCAAUUCAUGAAAGAUAAAGUGAACGAUAGAACAGAUGAAUACGGUGGAUCCCUUGAGAACCGUUGUAGAUUUGUUUUGGAAAUUGUUGAAGCAGUUGCAAAUGAGAUAGGUGGAGAAAGAGUUGGUAUAAAAUUAUCACCAUUUUCAGAAUUUGGAGAAUGUGGAGACUCAAAUCCCAAAGCAUUAGGGCUGUAUAUGGUUAAUGCUCUGAAUAAAUAUGGUAUUUUGUAUUGUCAAAUGGUGGAACCAAGAAUGGAAAGUGUUGACGAAAAAACUAAAAGUGUUGAUAGCCUAGUGCCAAUGAGAAAGGCUUUCAAUGGAACUUUUAUGGUUACAGGAGGUUAUGGCAGGCGAGAUGGGAUCAAUGUUAUAGCUGAAAAUAAGGCAGAUCUUGUUGCUUAUGGUCGUUUGUUUAUAUCUAAUCCAGAUUUGCCAAAGAGAUUUUCAGUUGAUGCUCCUCUCAACAUGUAUGAAAGAGAGACAUUUUAUACUCCUGAUUCAGUUGUUGGUUAUACUGACUAUCCAUUUCUUGAAUGAAGAAUUCAUUCAGUAGCAUCAAAGAAACUUCCAUAUAUUAUAUAAGAUUUUUCCCA
Molecule: messenger RNA, 1247 nt
Organism: Vicia villosa (hairy vetch)
Lineage: Eukaryota; Viridiplantae; Streptophyta; Magnoliopsida; Fabales; Fabaceae
Product: 12-oxophytodienoate reductase 1-like
Exons: 5
Coding region: 88-1191 (367 amino acids)
Molecular function (GO): FMN binding; oxidoreductase activity
Source: RefSeq, a predicted model, not a curated record